Molecule: messenger RNA, 2012 nt
Organism: Macrobrachium nipponense
Lineage: Eukaryota; Metazoa; Arthropoda; Malacostraca; Decapoda; Palaemonidae
Product: zinc finger and BTB domain-containing protein 14-like
Exons: 7
Coding region: 513-1892 (459 amino acids)
Biological process (GO): regulation of transcription by RNA polymerase II
Cellular component (GO): nucleus
Molecular function (GO): protein binding
Source: RefSeq, a predicted model, not a curated record
UGAUAAAGCCAACUCCAUCUGUUGGUCGAGAUAAGAAUUACAAUAGACUCGGAAUAUGGGAAAUGGGGUGUUCAGUGUGUAUGUGUAACCUUUAAGUGAUUGUAAAUCAGUGCCUUAAGCUUGCAGUUGCCACUUUCUGAGGUUUAUGGAUAACUGUUAAUUGAGGUUACUGUGAUUUUAAAGUGACGUUUAACAAUUGAAAUGUACAUGCCAAUGUAGUUUUAGAGUGUCUGACAAGUUUUGAGGAGUUCAACGUAAAUAAGGUCGAAGGUCAUCAAGGUCGCGAAGGCGCCAGUGUGGAGCUCCUAUUCAUCAAAAAAAGUGGCGAAAUUUUAUGAAUUGAAAAGGUACCAUUGUUGACGCUGGGGGACUUUCUCCACAACAAUCGUCAACAAUGACACCAACCGCGGCUUAUCCAAGGAAACUGCAAUGUUUUGGGAGAAGAAGAAGCGUGCACUAGAUAAUUAUUUAAAUAAAUAGUUAAAUAGCAGUAUAAGAUAUCUUCUGCUAAAAUGACUGACGGAUUUUUCAGAUUGAGGUGGACUAACCACUCCUCAACUUUAGUUAGUCUGCUAGACCAUUUUAGGUCACAGGGUCUUUUUUGUGAUGCAACUGUUGCCUGUGAUAGAAAAAUCUUCCCUGUUCACCAAGUGAUUUUGUCUGCGUGUAGUGAUUUCUUUUUCUCGUUGUUUGCGUCCACACAUCAUCAGAACCCUGUCAUAGUUCUGCAGGAUGUUGGUCCAUCUCAGGUUGAAAACCUUUUACUCUAUAUGUACUCAGGAGAAGCAAGAGUGCCUCAGCAUGAUUUACCAGAGUUCAUGAAGGUUGCAGAGUCAUUGAAAAUAAAAGGUCUUACUAGUCCUAGUUUAUCUUCAGUGGCAGAUGGCUGCAAAAAGCAAAGCCAGUGUAGUAUUACUGCCGAAAAUGUUUUAUCUUACCAAAGAUUGCCAAGUCACCUUCCUAUUUUGCACCCUAAAGCUCAGCCAUUAGAAAAGUCUGCUCAUGACAUUCCUAAAUAUCAUUCUACCACUUUCAAGCAGAAUCCAAGUCAAGGUGAUUGCAGUAGUGAGAAAGUUAGUGAACAGAAGCAUUUGAACAAUCCAAGGAAAGAACCUCUUGAACUUGAAAAGAAGGUUUUUUUGCCGAGUAGGAUUGACCCAAGCAGAGACCAGUCUCUCAAUGAACAAAAAGAUGACGAAGAACCAUAUUCCACUGGCUUGAACAUACACCAUAAAAAAAUAAAAGAAGAAAACAAGCCAAUACCUACUAGUCAUAACAUGCCUAAUCCUGUUGAGACUGACUGUGAAAUGACCAAUGGUAUUAAAGAGGAAGUGCCAGAUACUGUAGAAAGUUACAGCAACCACUUAGUUACUGAUAUGGACACAUGUUUCAAGGAUGAUGAAGAGGACACAAAGGAACUCUUUAUAGCUGAAGAUUUUGGAAGCUGGAAUUCCCAGCACCGAGAUGACUGUCUUCAAGAGUUUGACAAGUCAAAUGAACAUUUGAAUGUUCAAAGCACAGAACCCCCUUCUCAGGAUGGAUGUGAAUCACAACUACGUCGAGAAUUACUAAGACCAGUUCAUACAAAAUCAAGUCCAAUCCGUUUACCAUGGCAUAGAGUUCAACCCAAUGUUCCCCUAACUAUACCAUUGAAAUCUCAGCAACCUCCUAUUUUAAGACAUCAGCAACCUUCUACAAUAAGACUUUCCCAGCAUCUGUCCUCAUUAGGACCUCCCCAGCAACCGUCUUCCAUAAGACCUCUCCAGCAACCUCCUCCAUUAAGGCCUCCCCAGCAUCCUUCCCCCUUUAAGGCUACUUCAACCUCUGAGGGAACCUCCACCUCUAAUGAAAAUCUCUUCAAAGAUGCCUGUGCAGGGAGGGGAUAUUGCUGAAAGAAGUCCCCAACCUGUGGCCAUACGAGAAUCUCGUGAUCGAGGACCUCACAGCACUCAUCUUUUGGUUGAAGCUCCACCUACAUAUCAGUCAUGCACAGUGAUAAGACAGUUAACAGG